CCCCACACAGCUCCUUGUCAGUUUCCAGCACCUACUGCUGCAGAAGGUAACCUUUGUUCAAGUCUACUGGUGGAUCGUUAACUAGCAAUUUGACCCUCAGGUAUGGGGGAAAUUACGCAAGAGAGCAGAAAGACCUGAGUUGGACAGUACUGUCCCCCAUACAGCUUAUCAGCUGCUGUCCUGGGUGACAGUCCCACGUUUUGCACAUCACGUCGAGGUCCAUUCAGGUUUUCCCUGCGCUCUCUCCUGCCAAGUUGAUGUCCUAUAGCACCUGCCUCUGUCUGUCCCUGUCUGAGCAAAGUCUCUGAACAAGGUAGGAUAUUUGCUCUGUCUUUAUUCAAUAGAAUGGUAUUAUAAUUGUCUGCUGAAUAUUACUACUCUGGAAUGAAUUCAUCAAUUUCUUGAUGUGUGCUUGGAUUCUUUAACGAUAGGCUAUUUUUUUCAUGUGCCAGACCACCACAUCAAUCUACAAAUCACAGACAGCUCUUGCAACAUGUUCCUACAGUCCUUGCUCACCUGUCAGAGUGGUGAACGGGGGUCAAUUGUCUGUCUCUGUCUGUCUGUCAGUCUGUCUGUGUCCGUCUGUCUUGGAAUACAUUUGUCCAUCUGUCUUGGUUUGUGAAAUACAUUUGAAACAGUUGGACAGUUCUUGCAUUAUUAACCUCUGAAUAUUUAGGAUUAUUUGUACAGCAUCUACAGCAAAGCAUUGACUGAUACUGGGAGGUGUUAAGUUGCCUAUAAUUGCAUGUAAUUGUCUAACCAUUAAAACCAAGAGUAACUGUGAUUUUGACCUUUAGAUUGCUUUCUGGUACUGAUACAGUAGCUUUCACAGUAUAUAUCCAAUGUAAUGUUUGAAUUUCAGUGGCAAAGGCAUGUUCAGAGUGAAAAAAUUUGACCAGUAGCCUAUAAUAGCUGCAUGCGUUGGUUGCCUAAGCUAUAUAUAGAUAGAUACAUGUGUUCAAAGCAAACAAACAAACAUGACCUAGCCUAGAUCUCAGGACAUGCAUGCAAAAAACAUGGUCAAACUAAACUCAACCAAGCAGGUUCCUCGUGUUUUAUUGUUUUGCCAACAAUCAAUCAAUCAAUCAAUUUUAUUUUAUAUAGCCCUUCUUACAUCAGCUAAUAUCUUGAAGUGCUGUACAGAAACCCAGCCUAAAACCCCAAACAGCUAGUAAUGCAGGUGUAGAAGCACGGUGGCUAGGAAAAACUCCCUAGAAAGGCGAAAACCUAGGAAGAAACCUAGAGAGGAACCAGGCUAUGAGGGGUGGCCAGUCCUCUUCUGGCUGUGCCGGGUGAAGAUUAUAACAGAACCAUGCCAAGAUGUUCAAAAAUGUUCAUAAGUGACAAGCAUGGUCAAAUAAUAAUCAGGAAUAAAUCUCAGUUGGCUUUUCAUAGCCGAUCAUUAAGAGUUGAAAACAGCAGGUCUGGGACAGGUAGGGGUUCCAUAACCGCAGGCAGAACAGUUGAAACUGGAAUAGCAGCAAGGCCAGGCGGACUGGGGACAGCAAGGAGUCACCACGGCCGGUAGUCCCGACGUAUGGUCCUAGGGCUCAGGUCUCUCAGUUGGCUUUUCAUAGCCGAUCAUUAAGAGUUGAAAACAGGCUCAGGCUUAUUCUUUAUUGUCUCCUGCUAUGAUGUGUCUUGUUAAAGCCUGCUUGGACAACUCAUUACUUGAUGGGUUGAGCCUUACUCAUGUAGGAACAUAGAUACAGAAUUGUAUUUUUUUGUGUCAACCUGCUUCCUGUUUAGAGGUAAUCUGUUAAAGGCCCAGUGCAGUCCAAAACUAGAUUGUAUAUAUAUUUCCACACUAUGAGGUUGGAAUAAUACAGUGAAAUUGUGAAAUUGAUGAUAUGCCCUUUUAGUGUAUGAGUUGUUUGAAAAGACCGCCUGAAAUUUCAGCCUGUUUUGGUGGGAUAGAGUUUUGACCUGCCUGCUCUGGUGACAUCACCAGGCAGUAAACAGACCAAUAAGAAAUAGUUCCAAUCCUCUCUGCUAAUAACAGCUAGUUUUUAGUUUUCCCCUCCCACUUAGACCACUCCCAGACAGUCCUAGCAAAAUUCUUGCUUGAGAAAUUGUUCUAGCUAAGAAGCUAUUUUAGUUUCUUUUUUACAAUUUUUAAUUUAAAACAAUCCCAGUAAGGUACUUAAUUGUUACCCAGAAAUGAUUUGAUAUUGAGAUAAAAACAUCUGCAUUGGUCCUUUAAGAGAGCAUAGAGAUUCUAUCCAAUUUAUGUAUUACAGUUCAUCGUUUUUUUGCAGAAAUGUCAGUAAGCACUAAUGUUUGCAUCAUUCUGUGCAAAAGUUCAGUGUUUACUUUGCCACAUAACUUAGGCAAUUGUUUUGCAAUUAUGAUGAACUUUGCCCUAGAGACAUUUUGACCGUAGUUAUCUGAUCUAUCUGGUCGGAUCUUCUGUUCUUUUCUUGUUGAAGUGGUGAAACAAAACAAUGUCCUCAUGAACCAGAUUAACAUUUUCUUUCACUGUUAUGAGCUAUGUCUCAAUAUUUUAACUGCUCGUUUGGAAUUUGAACUGCAGUCAAGUGACACCAUCCACCUUUCUCUCUCCAUACAUGUUUGGCAGCUUCUUGGCAAAAUUGUAUACUCAAGGCAUGUCAUCAUUAUGACUGUCAUAGCUAAACUAUAGCAGAGCCGUGUGAAAAUUGUCUUCAAUUUCAAGAUACAAACACUAGAUGGCAUAAUUUCACUGACAUUUUUCAUCAUAGGCUGAUUGACUUCAUGUCAGAGAUAAUGAUGAGGUAUGAUGGUCAAGUAACCCAACAUGUUACUUUAUGUGCACUUCACUACAUGCUUUGGGCCUAUGUUGUAUUUGAGACAUGUAAUAACCAACAUAUUUACUAUGUGUGUCUAUGGAGAUAACAACUGUACAGAACCUUGACUGAGAUCUGCCUUUGAAGUAGGACAAAAAAGGUUUUUCAGCAUAAAUACGUGCUCUUUCUCAGUGUCACUUUCUUAGUUAAAAGUCAACCGUCUUGGUGUAACCUACUAUAUUUAAGUGAAAGAUUGGAAAAAGCUCUGCAAAUGGUUACAAGUUUUUGGCACAAACCCUUUAAUUUCGCCAUUCGUUAUCAAUCGAGCUAAGCAGCUAUUGACACAACCCCUGACGCUGUCAUGUUGCAAUACCCACUCAUAUAAGGAUCCAGGAGGGUAUACUUUUUCUCUUGAAUUAGUAGAAUAUCAGGAGCCUUUGCACAAACUAUUUAGAGAUUUUAUUCAUUUGAUAUUUAUAGCUCGUUGAUCAUGAUCAAGUGGUUUCUGCACAUCUAAUGUAGAUAUUUGACGUAUUUUAUUUAAGCAUUUACAAGAUGUCUGAACAAGAGGAUUCCAUUGUUACCAAUGGGGUUCCUGUCGUAGAGAAGAGUUCUGAGAGGUAUGUGGACUUAUAGUAACCUUCUAUGCUGAAGUACCAGUUUAUUAUUGCUGAAUAUUCACCAAAUAAUGGUACAGUGUUUUAUGACUGAGUGUUUAUUUAAGCAUCUUUUAUUUUCAUAUGCUUCAUUCUAGUUGUGUGAGUGACAUUCCUCUUGGCGAAACCGAACAGUUACCACCAGUCGCCAAACUCCAACAGAACAGAAACCACUCGAGUCCCCUCAUCAAUGGAGGAGUAGUGGACCAUCCACAGCCAAACUCUGAGUCAGAGUCAGAUGGAGAGUGCAAAGACAGCCAGGAGACAGCUGCUGUAGAACCUGCAGUGAUAACCCCAUCAAGCAUACCUGAAGUACCAGCCAAACCACCCAGAUCACCUGGACUAGAGGGACCUCAAUGGGAUCCUCUCUCAGGUAAUAGCAGUUUAUGGUGAUCAUAGGUAGGGCUAAUAGUUUUUUUAUGUAGGAGAUGGACUCAAUUUAACUGAAGCAGAUCAGAUGUUUUAUCGCAUGUAAGACGAACAUGAUUAUGUUUUGUAGUUCAUAAUUCAGCAGUUAUAAAGAAACUUGUGGAACAGUUUGACAGAAAUGUGCCUAAAAGCAUAAUCAGUUCAGGGUUACAGUUAUUCUGGUCUUCGAGGAAAUGUGUUAUUUAAUCUAUGAGGAAGAACAUUUUUAACCUGUCCCCCUUUGCAUGUUUUUGACCUUUUCUAUUUAAUCAGAGCCAGUUUCACCACUCAAACCUAAUUGGUGGGUAGGCAGUGACAUUCCAUAGCUUCCUCUAUUCUCAGAAUCAACAUGAUACAGGCAGCUCAGUUCUAGUUAAGAGGGUUCAAAUGGUUAUACUUCACACUGAGACAGCGAAUGAGGGUGUGGUAGAGAUAGUCCAGUCUGAUUCUCAGACAUAGCCACACCCCCUGACUUCUGUUUUAUUUAACCCUUAUUUUACCAGGUAAGUUGACUGAGAACACAUUCUCAUUCUGUACCUACCUGCGGUCCACUGCGUUCUUGUGGGAACAGGGAAAGGGAAUACUAGUCUGAGAUUACUCCAUAAACUACCACUGAUGGCAGGCAACUGCUUCCCCUGCUGUCCCCGUACUACAGGUGCCUCGCUGCCCCUGAAGCUGUCGGAUGUGUCUCUGGCCCCAGCGGAGCAGCUCUGGUGCACCUCCAGGGACCAGGCGGUCAAGCUGAGGAUGACCGAGACAGGGCCUGGCUCCGAGGCCCCCAUGACCGUCCACCAGAUGUUCCUGGAGACGGUGGAGAGCUAUGGAGACCUGCCUGCACUGGCAUCUAAGAAAGACGGGCAGUGGGUCACCCUGACCUGGAGGGAGUAUUACCAGCAGUGCCGAGUGGCGGCCAAGAGCUUCCUCAAGGUCUGUUUAUUGAUGUAGUUGUUGUGUCAGUGUCUGUGCUCUUUAGUUGCUCUCUGUUCUAUGCUUAAGUGGAAUUUAAUCGAAAAUGAUCUCUCAAAGUUUUUCCGUUGCUCUAUCUACAGUAUGUUAUGAUGUACUUUUUGUACCAGGAUGUGUUCUGCAUUUUUUAGUUGCUCUAUAUAGACACGUAGGAGUAUUUUUCAACUUUGCCAGUGAAUUCUAAUUAACUAUAAUGCAGAUCUGUUAACAUCACUGAAAAUCAUCUUCAAAUAGGCUAUGGUAGGGUUCCCCAACUGGCGGCCCACGAGCCGAAUUUGGCCCGUGGGUGGUUUUAUUUGGCCCCCAACAUUUUCGGAGCAAAAUAAAAUUAUAUAUAGAUUAUUAUUAUUAUUACUACCUUUUUUCAUUGUUGGAAAUAAGACUGAAAAAACUCCAGGAAAUUAGCGCCAAGUGAUUUUAACUUAAGAAAUCUGUUCCCAAGUACUCCCACGGAUAAUAGAGAGAUGCAUGAUCAUAUUCAAAUGUAACUAAGGUUUGAAAUGAUUAUGUUUUAGUCAAAGAUAUCUGUUUGGGAUUCUUGCAGUCAAUUUGUGGUCUACAAAUGAUUUGUAAUUAUACAUUUUUUACAUUUGACAUUUUAGUCAUUUAGCAGACGCUCUUAUCCAGAGCGACGUACAGUAGUGAGUGCAUACAUUUUCAUACUUUUCAUUAUAAACUGGGUGGUUCGAGCCCUGAAUGCUGAUUGGCUGACAGCCGUGGUAUAUCAGACCGUAAACCAUGGGUAUGACAAAACAUUUAUUAUCAGUGCUCUAAUUAUGUUGGUAACCAGUUUAUAAUAGCAAUAAGGCACCUCAGGGUUUGUUGUACACUACUGGUCAAAAGUUUUAGAACACCUACUCAUUCAAGGGUUUUUCUUUAUUUUUUUACUAUUUUCUACAUUGUAGAAUAAUAGUGAAGACAUCAAAACUAUGAAAUAACACAUAUGCAAUCAUGUAGUAACCAGAAAAGUGUUAAACAAAUCAAAAUAUAUUUUAUAUUUGAGAUUCUUCAAAUAGCCACCCUUUGCCUUGAUGAGAGCUUUGCACACUCUUGACAUUCUCUCAACCAGCUUCAUGAGGUUGUCACCUGGAAUGCAUUUCAAUUAACAGGUGUUCCUUCUUAAAAGUUAAUUUGUGGAAUUUCUUUCCUUCUUAAUGCGUUUGAGCCAAUUAGUUGUGUUGUGACAAGGUAGGGUGGGUAUACAGAAGAGGGCUAUUUUACCAAGAAGGAGAGUGAUGGAAUGCUGCAUCAGAUGACCUGGCCUCCACAAUUCCCCGACCACAACAAAAUUGAGAUGGUUUGGGAUGAGUCGGACCGCAGAGUGAAGGAAAAGCAGCCAACAAGUGCUCAGCAUAUGUGGGAACUCCUUCAAGACUGUUGGAAAAUCAUUCUAGGUGAAGCUGGUUGAGUGUCACGAUCGUUACAGGAAGAGACGGACCAAGGCGCAGCGUGAUAAGCGUACAUUUUAUUUCGUACACAACACACAAACAAAACAACAAAACGAUACGUGAAGUCCUGAGGUUACACAACACAAACCUUUACGGAACAAGAUCCCACAAACUAACUGGUGCCAACAGGCUGCCUAAGUAUGGUCCCCAAUCAGAGACAACGAGCUACAGCUGUCUCUGAUUGGGAACCACCCUGGCCAACAUAGAUCAACACGAUCUAGAACAAAAACAUAGAAAACUAAACAUAGAAAAAUCCACACCCUGGCUCAACAUUUAAGAGUCCCCAGAGCCAGGGCGUGACAUUGAGAGAAUGCCAAGAGUGUGAAAAGCUGUCAUCGAGGCAAAGGGUGGCUAUUUGAAGAACCUCAAAUAUAAAAUAUAUUUUGAUUUGUUUAAUACUUUUUUGGUUACUAUGGGAUUCCAUGUGUUAUUUUAUAGUUUUGAUGUCUUCACUAUUAUUCUACAAUGUAGAAAAUAGUAAAAAAUAAAGAAAAACCCUUGAAUGAGUAGGUGUUCUAAAACUUUUGACCGGUAGUGUAUAUGGCCAAUAUACCACGGCUAAGGGCCUUAUUGCUUAAUUAUGUUCCAGCCCCCGACCAUCCGCUCAAUAAAAAAAUCGUCCCGCGGCUGAAUCUAGCUGAUGAUCCCUGGACUAUGGUCUAUUUAGAAUUUGACCUCAAGAGAAAGGGGAUUAUGAAUGUUUACACAUCAGAAAUAAUUUCCUUGUUCUCCCAUUGUCAUUUCUGUCUCCUUGUAAGAAUGGUGCUGGUGAAAAACAAAACACUUGGGUGUGUUAGAUUCAAAGCUUAAGUUACAUCUCCAGUGUCAAGGAGAGGCGAUGAAGUGGAGUAGUUUUCAAAGCAUCAUGUAGGUCAACAGUAAAUGAGCCAGUGUGCCACAUUCUUAUUGAUUAUAAAUGUUUCUUUCGGACUCUUUCUCUUCCUCCCUCUACUGUAGUUGGGACUGGAGCGUUACCAUGGUGUCGGUAUUCUGGGCUUUAACUCUCCAGAGUGGUUCAUCUCAGACAUUGGCUGUAUACUGGCUGGGUAAUGAUAACAAACUUUUAACAUGAUUAAGAUCACUUUAUUGGUCAAUUGUCCAACCGAAAUGUGACAUCCGCUUUUAACCCAACCCCUCUGAAAGACACACACAGGUUUUUGGAGAGGUGCUCAAGGGCACAACGGCAGGCCAAUGUUUUUCCCCAUCAGACCCGGGAUUCGAACUUGCAACUCUCCGGUUACUGGCUCGCCUCUCUAACCGCUAGGCUACCUGCCGCCCCUAUUAUUAUACAUCUAGCAUGCACUAUCUUACCAUGCACUACCCUGCACUAUUGUUCAUACUGUAAAUGCUGUGAGACUUGGACAACCAGCUGCUUCCUCAUAGAAAGUAUUCAUCCCACACAGCAAUCACAGUCUAAACCACCUCAAUAAGAAAGUUGUCUGAUCUGAUGUGUGUUGUGUGCCAGGGGCUUUGCUGCCGGCAUCUACACCACCAACUCCCCCGAGGCAUGUCUGUAUGUAGCAGACAACUGUGAGGCCAACGUCCUUGUGGUGGAGAACCACAAACAGCUCCUCAAAAUCCUCCAGGUGAGACCCCAUAACACAUACUGAACUAUACUGUUGCCCUGGUUGUGUCUGCCAAUAAAAUAAAAUAGAAAUGUCUACAACUCUGGUGAUUUAAUUAGACGCAGAAAAAAUAAGUUUCGAUCUGAGUUGGAUCUUCGUCAGGUCAUACACCACUGUGAAAUACACCUACUUAAAUAACCUCUAGAGGUAUGUACAUCUGGUCAAUUGACUAUAUCCAGUCAAUUGAAUACAUAUGACACAUUAACAUCAAAAUAAAUAUUACACAGUAGACAUAAAGAAAAACAUUAAUACAUUUUGGUUUGUUUAUCCAUGUCAAGUAAUAUAGGUGUGCAAUAGAUUUUAAAAACGGGUGAGACAAAUGCGUAUAGAAUAAUAUAUAGAGAAAACUAAAAAAUGCCAAUAGCCAUAGAACCUAUGCACAGAAUUAUGCAAACAUCCAUCCAGAAUUAUGAAAAAAAGAAUUUAAAAAAAGUAUGAAUCCAAUACUGCGCUCUGUUUUAUUUGUAAGUCGAUCAAGUGAAUAUGUUUCUUGUUUUUGUGCCAAAAUGAUUAAUUCUAAAAUUCCUACUUUGUCCAUACCUUUCAGAUUAAGGACCAGCUUCCACACUUGAAAGCUAUCGUUCAGUACAAGGAUGAACUGCAACAGAAGCUGCCAAACUUGUACACUGUAAGUUUGCAUCGAAAGAAUAUCUAUAAGCAAGAUCAAGUUUAGCCAGCUGGAAAAAAACAUUAUUUAUUUGCAUAAUAGAUAGCAAUGUUAGUAGCACACAGUAUUUCCUAUAAUUUUUCAUGUCCUACACUGUAACUGUGAGACUGUUAAUCCAUUCACAUUACUGAGAAAACUGAGCCAAGUCGAGCUGAACUGGGCUGGCUUUGCUACACAUCCACCAUAGUUGUUGGAAAGGAUAAUGUGAAAAGAAAAUAUCCAAGCCAGCACAGUACGAUUCGGAUUGGAUCUAUAAUGUGAACCAGGCGUUACUGACUCAACCUCUGUCCUCCUACAGUGGGCUGAGUUUAUGAAGCUGGGUGAAGAGGUGUCUGAUGAACAGCUGAAUGCUGUGGUGGACAGUCAGAGGGCUAACCAGUGUUGUACGCUCAUCUACACCUCUGGAACCACAGGCAAACCCAAAGGGGUCAUGCUGAGUCAUGACAAUGUGAGUAAUGACAAUGACAUGACAAUAAAAAUAGGCUAUUGAGGAAAAAGCUCUAUAUUGACAUGUACAUUUACUGUACUGCAGUAUCCAGCUGGCUCCCCCUUCAUCCUCACAGGAUGUGGUGGCUCCCUCAGACACAUUACAGUAGUACUAUAUGGUGGAGAUAGCUCUGGGGCCACUGGGCACCGGAUACAGUAUGUGAAAGAGUCACAAUUUUGUCCAUGUAUUGUUCACGGCAAGGACAAACAAAAACGUAGCUUAUAGUUUUUCCUCUAAGUGGUGACCGACUCUCUCCUCAGAUCACCUGGACUUCAAAUGCGGCGGGCACCAUGCCAGAUCUGAAACAUGGUGAGGAGGUGGUGGUGAGCUACCUGCCCCUGAGCCAUGUAGCUGCCCAGGUCAACGACAUGUGGAUCGCCAUGAGAUUCGCAGGGGCGACGUAUUUCGCAGAACCAGACGCCCUGAAGGUCAGAAUCCCUAACUAUUAUACUACAGAUAAUGAUGCUGUGCAUUACUUUCCUUUCAAAAUGCUAUUUACAAUGAGAACAAUUGAUUGAGGUGUAGUGGUUUGGUUUUCACUUGGUUGGGAAGGGUGGGACUGGAGUAACGGGAUGUAACUUGAUGAUUUCAUAGGGCUCUUUGGGGAAUACACUGAAAGAGGUGCGCCCCACCAGUUUCCUGGGAGUUCCCCGUGUGUGGGAGAAGAUGCAGGAGAAGAUGAAAGCCAUUGGUGCCAAGUCCUCUGGUAUGAGGAAAAGAGUGGCAGACUGGGCUAAAUCCAUCAGAUUGCAAGCCAGCUACAGUGCCAUGAAUGGGUAAGGAUUUAUCUCAGGUUCUUGUUGUUCAAUCAAACCCACACUUCAGAAAUAAUGCAGAUUUUCAGUGCAUCAAAUUUCACCCAUAGACAUGAUCUUAUCAACAACAAUAAAAUAAAACCAUGUAUCCUCACUCACGCCCAAAUAGCAUAGUGCCACUUUCAGAACUACUGGCUUAAAAGUAUACAAAAGUAACAGAGAAUCUCGUUAAUCUUUUACACCAUGUGUGUUAUUCCUCCCUGUUUGUUGUGGAUUCCAGUGAGAACCUGGUGCCCUGGGGCUUCAUGCUGGCAAACAACCUGGUGUUUAAGAAGGUUCGCUGGGCCAUGGGCCUGGACCGCUGCAGGAACUGCUUAACAGGAGCAGCACCCAUCACUAAGGAGACCCUGGAGUACUUCAUGAGCCUUAGCCUCCCCUUGUAUGAGCUUUAUGGGAUGAGUGAAAGCACCGGCCCUCACACCAUCUCCUGGGAGAAUAACUUCAAGAUCAUGAGGUCAGCAACUAGAAAACUAGGAUGUCCACUGCCAUUUUUAAUGACUGUUUACAUUCAUUAAUUUGUAGUUGACAAAACUAUCAUUGUAAUAGCAAAACAUGAAUUGAUACCGAUAAGCCAUCAGAUAUAAAAGUGACAUUUAAUACCUUGCUUUGCGGUCUCACUGUAUAAAGAAUUGACAGAAAAUAUCAUGAUGUUGUCCUCAGCUGUGGAAAAGUGGUGAUUGGCUGCCAGACAAAGUUAGACAAGCCAGACGAGAAUGGGAAUGGUGAGAUCUGUUUCUGGGGGCGUCAUGUGUUCAUGGGCUACCUGAACGAGCCAGAAAAGACUGAGGAGGCCCUGGACCAGGAGGGCUGGCUGCACUCUGGAGACCUGGGCAAGCACGACAAGGACAACUUCCUGUUCAUCACAGGGAGGAUAAAGGGUAUAGUACUUAUUUAUAGUUUAUUUUCUAGAUGUACAGUAUAUAGCCACUACACAACAUGGCUGCCAGUGUUGGGUGUCGAUGGGAGUAAGAUGCUGUUUCUCCUAGACACUGAUCUAAGGUCAAUUUUGUGUACCUUCCCCUGAUCCUAAGUCUGUGCCUAAGGGUAACUUCUACCUUGAGCCUGGAUAUACAAGAUAAUCAUAGUUGAACAUCAUGUAGAUCUAUGAUCUAAAUAUCUAGCUAAGUAUGACAUAUCUUGUCCUGCAGAGCUGAUCAUAACAGCAGGAGGGGAGAAUAUUCCACCUGUGCCCAUUGAGGAUGCAGUGAAAGCAGAGACUGCCAUCAUCAGCAACGCCAUGUUGCUCGGAGACAAGCUGAAAUUCCUCUCCAUGAUGCUCACGCUCAAAGUAAGGCCUCAAACGUUAGAUGUGGACUGUAUUGCCAACUCCUAUGUUCAUUGGCAUGCUUUAGAAUUAUUGCUUUAGAAUUAUUAAGCAAUUAGAAUAGAAUUAUACAGCACAAACAGAUCUGGAUCCAGGCUCUGUUCAGAAAGACUCCUGGAUCACUCCUAACCUUUGACCCCACUCUCCCUCCGUAGUGUGUAGUCGACGACAAUGGCGAUCCGACGGACGAGCUGACCCCAGAGGCCUUGGCGUUCUGCCAGCAGCGUGGCGUCGUGGCAACCAAGGCCUCUGAGAUUAUAGCCAGUAAGGAGCCAGCUAUUUACAAGGCCAUUCAGGAGGGCAUAGAGCGCGUGAACGCUAAGGCCCCCUCCAACGCCCAGAGGGUCCAGAAGUGGUUUAUUUUGGACAGAGAUUUCUCCAUAUCCGGGGGAGAACUGGGUGAGUCAAUCAGUGUGAAAAAUAUAUUUUUAUUAAAUUAAAGCUAGUUUGCUAAACUAAAGCUAGUUUUGUGACGUUACUGUAUGUAAUUUUCAAUAGAUAAUUAGCUUUUUCAUAAUUUGACACACUUUUACAAAGAACUCUGAGAGUGAAGUAAAUGUUUUGCCAGUAAUGUUCAUCACGUAUAGUAUCUGACAAGGCAGUCUUGUGACUGUUUCAUACUAAACAACAUUCCUCUGGAUACCAUUGCAUGAUAUCAUCUUUCUUCCAUGCUGUUGAGUAUGUCAAAUGUGAUUGGAGCACAAGAAAAAGAGGACACUCAUUUUGAGAGCACGUUAAGUCUGAUUGAAUAUCAUUUCCUUCUUCUAUAUUCUCUCCAGGACCUACCAUGAAACUAAAGAGGGGGGUUGUUGUCAAAAUGUUCCAGGAGAAAAUCAACGCUAUUUAUGGAAUGGCACAAGAAUAACAGAGGGACUCAAAAAGGACUGGAGAACAUUGGACUGUUGUAGUUAUUGACCUAUUAAGUGCAUCUGCUCCAUAUCAAUAUUUAAGCUGUUUUUAUGUACAUAAGAUUACACAGCAAUGAUAUUAGCACUUUUUUGUAAAUAUACCGUAUAAUCAUCAUCGCCAAAUCUAGUGUCCACGACUGUGCAAGCAGUUUGUGCUUCUGGUAAGCUACUCUGCAAAAAGGAACUGUAAUUGCAACCAUAGCGAAAAUGUCAAAGUCGUAUCACUGUCAUAGGCUUUUUUGUUUAUUAUUUGUAAAAUAUAUGAACAUGUUUGCAAAAAAACACUUAUGUUCUCUCAACAUGUUCCAGGAGAAUCUAAAGACAUACCAAGGGCAAUCAUUUAGCAAUGCUAUAUUGUACACAUCAUUUUAAGUAAAGGACAAUGAUAUCGAAACAAAUGAUUUUAUCAUUGUUAUGUUUGUCAAGUGAUUUCAUAAAAAUACUACUUUGAAUCACAAUAACAUGGGUGAUACACUAAUACAUUUGUUUGAAUUUUACCCAAUGCUUUUCCGUGUACAUUAAGAAAUAUUAAAAUGCAAAUGUGUAUGUGUUAAAUGAACAUGAUCAAUAAAAUCAGAAAGGAUUUAAAGCCAUCAAGCUGUUCUGGACAAUA
This is a messenger RNA of Coregonus sp. 'balchen', 12682 nucleotides long. The record is from the annotation of a GenBank genome assembly. Lineage: Eukaryota; Metazoa; Chordata; Actinopteri; Salmoniformes; Salmonidae.